Messenger RNA from Nothobranchius furzeri (turquoise killifish), 7050 nucleotides. RefSeq names its product cardiomyopathy associated 5 (gene cmya5). The record is from RefSeq and is a predicted model, not a curated record. Gene Ontology annotation, cellular component: cytoplasm. Lineage: Eukaryota; Metazoa; Chordata; Actinopteri; Cyprinodontiformes; Nothobranchiidae. Gene Ontology annotation, molecular function: protein binding.
GUCAAUCUGACAAUUUUCCAUUAAGUGCAGUUUCUUUACACGCGGUUGUAACAGCCUGUUAAGAAAAAUGCUGUAAAAAUUCCUGAACAAAAUGAAAAUCUAAAGAUAUGGAGACUUUGCUUUGAAAAGUUUUAACUGAUGAGGGUUUUAAUAGUAUGAAAGCCCAUUCCCUCCACUUAGAUAAAAAAAAAUAAAGAAUUAUCACAAUUAUGAUGUUAGCUAAGUCAUAAUUAUGAGAUAAUUUUUUAAUCUCAGUGCCAGGAAUGGGCUUCCAUAUUUUUUAAUCAUUAUUGUAAAUAUUUAAUGAAAGGACACCAGAUGCUCAACAUUUGUAUCAUUUUUGCAACAAAUACUUUGACCUCUGGACUUCCUGGUGGCCUUUUAAAAAAUUUUUUAGAUAAAAACUGUUAGUUUGUAAUGAAAAUAGUUUGACAUUGUUUUGCUUCCUUCUGAUUGCCAGUUCUAAUCAACCUGAAGAGUUGUGAAACACUCCCAAGAUUUAUUAUUUUGGCAUAUUUUACCUUUCAGCCAUCGUUAACAUCUCCUGCCCUGUUUGUUUCAGAAAUUCCAAAUUUACACCAUCAGUUCCGUCAUCUCUCAUUGGUUUGUGGUUUGACGGCUUAUUACUCCCAGUUUUAUGACUUCUGCCCAGUGCCAGUGCCGCCUGGGGGGUAGAUACUCUACAUGACAUGCGUCUGGCUUUGAAGCCCCCCAGCUGCAGGAGAACCAGGGUCCUGUUUCAGCACAAAGCCUAUUUUUAACUUGGCAUGGGGGAUUUUGAACUUAAAGCCACAUCACCUCAGUUGUGUUAACUGCUGGCACACAAUAAUGAAAGUCACCUAAAAUAAAAUCUAAAAAUCAAUAACUGUGGGUGUUGCUUUUCUGAACAGCUAAUGAAACCAGGUUAAGUUUUUCUUCUUUGCUCUUAUCUUCACUCCCCUGUUUUCAUUCCCUGCUCUAUUUCUGUCCCUCGCUGAGUCAGAAGCACAGCUCCCUACUUAGAAUGACACAAACGGGCAGACCGACUCCCUAUUCAGAGUGACUGAACUCUAAAACUCACAAAAAGGCAUUUCUAGGGCUCUAAAACAGGAAAACCUGGAGGAACAUAUAAAGAUGGAGGAAUGUGAAAGCCUGGACUCAGAGGUGACUGAGCAGGAAUUACAGUCCGAAGCCUCAGAUGUCCUCAGCCAAGACGACGAAGAUGAAGUGGAAGAGCUCACUAACAGUCUGCGAGAAGUUGUCCAGGACCAGUCCGUGAAACCCAAACUCCAGUGCCUCAUGGUUGACCCAUCGUUCUCCAUGGUGACGGUUCAGAGCGAGGACAGCGGUAUUGUCUGGGAGACAGCCUCCAGCCGUUGCUCUACUCCCUGGGCGUCUGAGACGAGCUCCACUUCUGAAGCUUACAGCAUGGAGGGCUCUGGAAGUGCUGGGAAGAUCACCAUCGUCUUUGAUGAGGAGAAGGUGGUCCGUAGGAGAACGAGGUCUGGAGGGAGGAUCAGCAGGUUGGGGGACCAGCUUAGCAGACCUGGCAGCUCCAGGUCAGCUUCGGCUUUGGGAGUGGAGAGGCUGGAGAUGAUGGAGGUUUCUGUUCCCAACGUCAAGCAGGAGGAAAAGCAAACGGAGGCGGACUUGGAGGAAAUCAAAAACAAGGAUCAGCAGUUGUUCAGUUUGAUUUCUGAGGGUUAUGAGAUUCUGAACAUCAGAGUCCCAUCCAAACUUCCCACUGUGGACGAGGAGGAGACCACAGAGCUGCAGGAUAAUUUGUUUUAUCUGGACCAGACGCCAAAGAUCAGGUCUCAAAACCACCAUGACAUGGCGGAACAAUGGGAUCUGGAGCACUCAGGAGGAGAGGAAGCCCACACUGAUACUUCAGAUCAAGAAGCUUCGCAGCCACCACCAGACAAAGAGUUUGGACACACACCCUCUCAGAGAGACAGCACCUGUGACUUUGACUACUUUGAGAAGUUCAGCCUUUAUGAUGUUGUGGUUUCUGGAGAGCAAGCACCACAGCUGUCAGAGGAGGAAGAAAAGCCACUGGUGAUAUCUCACACAGAGGAGCAAAAACCUUCAAAGGACGCAGCCAAAGACAUCCCGUCUGUACCAGAGGAAUCUUUUGUGUUGGUUACAGACGUGGAGAUAGUUGGGGAACACCUAGAUGAGGUCUUUUAUGGAGAAGGACCUCCUGUGCAGAGAGCAGAGGAAGAAGGGGAAGAAAGGAUGAGAACGAGACGUGAAAGCCAGAGAUCACUGAAGGGGAGUGGUUCGGUCUUGUUCACAAGUGAGGAGACCACCCUCACUCCUAUUUUCAUCUCCCCUGGGCCUCCUAAGAUCAUCGACCCCAUUCUCCUGGAGGAGCCUACCGCCAUGUCCUUCAUGUACUCAGACCUUUACGAGGAUGCUGUUGGUGAGAGGAUGAGGAGUGAUGAGGAGUACUCAGAGGCAGAGAGCGUGGCAUCCGAGAAGUCCUGCAAGAGGAGGUUCUCAGAUUCAGAGGAGGCAGAUGGGUACCUGGAGAAAUUCACCUUAAAAGAUGAGACGCCAGCAGAGGAUGUGCAGUCAGAGUCAUUGGAGGAUGGGGGUGAAGGGAGGAUGGUCUGGCCUCAGAAUAAGUUUGAAAUGACUGGAUGCUUAAUGAAAGCACCUCAGGCAGAAGAGGAAGAGAAGUCUGAAGGUCGUGUUGGAGGUGGAUCAUACUGUGAAAAGAAAACGGAAACACAAUCAUCCGUGGUGAUUCCGGAACAAGCUGGGAGAGAAACACCACAAGAUUCAAAUAAGGAGGCUGAAUCAGUAAAGGAUUGGAUGAAAACUCAACAAGAACAACAUGAAGUUGAUCAAACUGAGCCUGAAACAGACGAAACACUCCAAUCCCAGCACAUGAAAACUAAAGAUGAAGAAACGCAGGAAGGUGAAGAGCAUAAAAACAUCAGAGCUGACACAAAAGAGCCAGGUGUGAUACAAAAACCAUCCAAGGAGCUUCUAGUGAUCACAGAUGUGACAGCAGAGCCUCCAGCAGAGCUUCCAGCAAGCACAGAGUCUGAAGCCAGUUUGUCUUCAGAAGCAGCUGUGGAGUCAAAGAUGGAGGAUGAAGCUUCAUCUCCAGAGAGAGAGUCUGAUAAUGUGAUGACUGAAGCCCUCACAGAAACAGAGAUGGCUGCUGAAACGCCCCAGUGUGGGAGUAAAGAACCCCUUAGCGAAGAUGGUUUUGAGCUGGUAACUGACUGUGAUUGUGAGGUACAAACUGUAGUGGAGGUGAUGGAAAAGCAAGAGAACAAAGAAGAGAGCCAUGUUAGAAUUGAGCUUCAGGAUGUAACAGAUGCUGAAACAGGAGCUUCUGAAGCAGCCAGACAACAAGAACGUCCAACGGAGGAGUCAUUCAUAGCUAAAACUUCUGCAUCUGAUCUGGAGUCAGAGGUUACAUCUGAGAUUUUAAGUGAAGUGAUCCAGCCUCCAGCGCUUGAAGAAGUCAAAACAGAAUCUGACGAGAAACAAAUGCAGCAAGAGAUGGACAGAGAUUCAGAAGAAGCUAAGCAGCAGACAACCUCUCACACGCCUGCUGGAGACUCUGGGACUGUUGUUCAGGAUUGUGUGAGUGUAGGGGAUGAGUUCAUCCUCCUUGUUCCGAAAGGACAAGCUGUAGAGAUGGACAUCAAGAUUGAUCAGUGGACAGACAUUACAAAAGACGCGGUCCCUCCUACUGAACCUGAAGCGCAAAACCAAAAAGAAGCUGAAAUAAAAGAAGAAAUUCCCAGAUAUUAUUAUGAUGAGGAGGACUUACCGUCAGCCCCGGUAGAAGAAGCCAGCACAGAGGAGUCAAAGAUAGAGAAGGAUUUAGUAGAAGACCAAGUUGUCCUCUCACCUCUCAGGAGCUUCUCUCCCCUAGAGGAUUUAUCUGGACUUCGAGGAGACGAUGAGCAGACAGAAGAGGUGGAAGCAGAACAGCAGGAAGUUAUCCACAAGGCAGAUGAUGCUCCAGAGGCAGACAUCUUCCAAGACAAUGCAGAACCGAGUGUUGAUGUUUGCAGCAAAGAAAAGGAGGUCGUUUUAGAUGUUCAGGAGGAAACGGUUGACGAGCUUGGAUAUGAAGUCAUAUCUGAGCAGGAAGCACAAGAUCUGCCUCAGUGUGAGAUACGCAUCAAUGCGGAGGAAGAGAGGACAGAGAUGGAGGCAGAAAGGGGACAGAGGGAAGAGAGUUUUAGUGAAAAUGAACUGAUUCAAGCAGGAUAUGAAAUUAUCGAUGAGGAGGAGGAGAGCAAGGCCCGGCUGGCUGCUGAGCUGCAGGGUCUGGACUGGUUCUGUGUGACCUGUGAACGUCUUCUAUCCGAGGAUGAGCGGAUGUCUGAGGAGCAUCGGGGCCACAAGGUGAAUUUGGUGGACAAGGCUUAUGAGGAAAUCAAGGAGACACUGAGUGUUUGGAUCUCAGAGCUCCAGGAGAGGUCAGAGAACAUAGAGGACUUGGUGUCUGAGCUGGAGUUGGCCUACAAUUCAGUAGAGGAUCAGUUUAAGGAGCAAGAGGAGGCCAUACGGGUGCAGAAUGAAGAGAUGAUGGCUCAGGUGAUGGAGCAGUACAAUCAAAUGUCCAUUACCAUGGAGGAGGAGAAGAAAGCCAAGCUGGAGCAGCUCUAUGACAAGAUAGUUUCCUUCCAGGAGAACAUCGACUCAGCCAAGACCACUCUGGAGACCACGGCCAGGGAAGAUGAGACGGAUGCUAGACCACCUGAAGACAUCCAUGCUAGACUCACAGCAGCUCUGGACUCCGUCUUGUGCCUGGAGCUGGGGGCCAAGGGACUGCUGGUGUUUGAGGACUACACCAAGACCAACACUUCCAGCUCAAGCCUGGCACAGCGUAAAGGAAUCCCAGCGCCUCAGAAGCCCACGCUGCAGACCCAGGAGCCGGGUUCAGGCACCAGCACCAGCGUCACUGUCUACUGGAAGGUCAACUCUGGAGACAUUAUAGACUGCUUUCAGGUCUACUGCAUGGAGGAUCCACAAGGGGCUGUGUCAGAGGAGUAUCGAGUCACCGUGAAGGAGAGCUACUGUGUCCUGGAGGAACUGGAGCCAGACAAGACCUACAAGGUGUGGGUGAUGGCUGUCAACUACACUGGCUGCUCUCUGCCCAGCGACAAGCUCAUCUUCAGAACGGCUCCAUCAGUGCCAGCGAUCGACACGGAGCGCUGCACGGUCAUGUGGGAUUCCGCCACGCUGAGGUGGAGCUCAACAAAACAAAGCCCAGAACAGAGUUACACUUUGGAGUACUGCCGCCAGUACGAACUGGAAGGAGAAGGACUCAGAUCAAUCUCAGGAAUCAGCGUCUGUGAACAGAAGGUUCUCCUGCAACCCAAUGAAAAUUACCUGUUUUACAUUAGAGCUGUGAAUGAAGCUGGUUCCAGUGAGCAAAGUGAGGCUGCACUCAUUUCUACAAAAGGAACGAGGUUCCGCCUGCUGAAAGCCUCGGCUCAUCCAGCUCUGAUGCUUUCGGAUGACCAGACCACCCUGCACUACCCACAGGAAGCACACAAAACAACAGACAAAGAACACCCGUCCAUCCUGGGGGAGUUGCUGCCUUCCCGGGGGCUCCACUACUGGGAGACCGUUGUGUCAGGAAGUACAGCCUACAGACUCGGAGUAACCACCAAUAGAAACAGCGCACUUGGGGAAACCAGUACUUCAUGGUGUUUGCAGUGCACUCCCUCUCCAUCAGGCUGUAGGUACCAGUUACUCCACAACCACAUCCAGUCCACUGUGUUUGUGACCAAGGUGCCUGAGCGAGUGGGCACUCUACUGGAUUACCAGCUGGGCCGUCUGUCAUUCUACAGUGUCCACAGCGGACAGCUGUUGGGGACAUUCAGACAGUGGUUCGCCCAGUCCUGCCACCCUGUGCUGGCCCUGGAGCAGCCGGGCAGCCUGCAGGUCUGCAUGGUGCAGGAGGCACCAGAGUUUACCAAAGACAGCUAACUACGCUGCUGCACGCUCUAGCCUCAGCGAGUUCACGUGUUCUAUGUGUUGAUUUGAAUGGUUUAACUUUGUAAUGAUCAAAUGACCACAGAUGAAGAAAAGGCCAAAUUCUUGUUUUCAUUUAGACUAAAACAGCCUCAGUCAGAGUUUGGUUGGAAAUCUUUUUUCUAAGACAUAAAAAUAGUAAAGGGGACAUUUUUCCUGAGUUAUAAUAGUUGUAUGGUCACUACCAACACAUUCAUGAAGUUCUUUGCAUAAUGUCCCUCUCACGUGAAGCAGUACCUUCCAGAUUGAGCCGUUUCAGGGCUCUGUCACUUCAAGAAAACAAGCUGGAGCUGGCCAGCCCCCCCAUUUAGGUUGCUAUAAGCUGAGAAGCUCCGAUGUCUGUAUGGGACUCGGAAUAGAGCUGCUGCUUGUCCAGCACAUUAGAGGUGCUUCUUUUCUAAUUUCUCUGUUUGUGACAUCACAAAUGGGUACUUUUUGAAACGGUCUGUUUGAGCACUUAUCUCCUAAAACCAAACACUGACAGAAAAUGGAUGGAUGAGUGUUUUUCAUGUUUGGAGUGUUUAUAGAAGCAGUAGAGACCCACAUGGCAUCACAAAAUGAUGCCAGUUUGUCAUCAUGAAGGUGGGUUUUGCAUAAUGUACUGUAUUUGGUGGCAUAAAUGUAAACCAAGAAUAAGUUAAAUGAACUAAUAGGAAGUAGUACAUUGCAAUUUCUAGGUGAGCGGGUUUAUUUUGUGAGAUGGUUUUUUGUAAUUUAAUGUGAGUUUUGUACUGUUUUUUAUGAUUUGUCUGAGUUUAGCUGCACCUUGCAGACUGUUUCAUAUUGUGACUAAAGCUUGUGUGUGUUUUUGUAAAUAACAUUUUCUAACAGAAAGGAUCCGUUUUCUGUUGAAAUUCUAACUUUCCCUGUCUUAAUUUUCUUGUCUGAUGAUGAUUAUUUUUCUAUUUUCACAAAUAGAUUUUUUUGGUUUACACCACUAGAGGGCACCAGCUCCCCAUCAGCUGGUUCGACUCUAAACUUGUAAAAUACACAAAACGAGCAGUUUUCCUUCUAAAGCAGUCAGCCACGGAAAUAAAUCAAUCUUCACAAAAA